Molecule: messenger RNA, 675 nt
Organism: Sphaerulina musiva SO2202
Lineage: Eukaryota; Fungi; Ascomycota; Dothideomycetes; Mycosphaerellales; Mycosphaerellaceae
Exons: 1
Coding region: 1-675 (224 amino acids)
Source: RefSeq, a predicted model, not a curated record
AUGUCUGGCGAAGGCGACUCAGGCCUUAUAUGGCUCAAAGAUGGAAGGCUUCCCGUCCAGGAGACUCAGCCAAGAAAGUACGACCCAGAAACACACCAGUUUCAUAUCAAGAUCGCAGAAGUGCCAGCAAACGACUCUGGAUCCGGCCCAGUGACGCGCAAUCCCAAAAGCGUUCCAGCGAGAGAUGAUCUUGCUGCCGUGUCUCAGAUUCGAAACGUAUGGAUCGUCACCAUCAUGAAUGCCAUCUACUCACUGCCAAGGGCACAGCCACCAGCUGGCUGCCUUGACAAGGAGCAGUGGCUCACAAACGAGGUGGCAGCCGAUGCGGAAAUCGCAGCAAUCUGUACCGAUAAACGGAAGCCACAUGAGCUCGAGAAGCGUGCUGUGGCGAUAUGGGAGGAGAUAGUUCGGUGCCAGAAGUACGGAACUUGCGAAAUGCAGAUUGAUGGACGUAUUUACAGGCCCCCAGGCAUGACCUGUAAUGAGCGCAUCCAUGCUGUACUCGAGACCAUUGCUUCGUGCCGCUGCAUGGCCCUUAGCGUCUUGAAUGGUUCCAGCUAUCGGGGACUGGUAAGCGCUCCAGCAAUUCGUCGCGGAAAAUUCUUCCACCAGGUCUGCGGCCAAGUAUUUGAGCUGAGGGGUUCAGAGAAGAUGCGACAGAUCUUGGGCACCUGA